AAGAAGCACAAGAACUUUGUAUAUACAGUUUAUUAAACUUUGAAGCUGGUCAAACUUUAUUAAAAAUAGUUUGUACAGGAGAAGAAGUUGUUCAACAAACAGUACUCAAGCAAGACAGUGAGUUGGGUGAACAAGUUGCUUCAAUGAUACGCUUAUCUUUAUCAGUGCUGAAUCGUCUGUUGCUACUACGUAACAAUUUCUGUGUGAAAAGCUCCAAGACUGAGGUGUCUCCCUUGGAAGCUGUACUAUUUUCUACUCCCGGACAUACUACUCAACCACAAGUUGUGCUCAUGGUUGCACAUUACGCAUUUCAGCGUUACAAUCCCCAUUUAGCAAUAUUAGCCAUUCAACUUCUUAAAAGAUUUGCAAAGGAAUUUCCCAUGUCUCUACUAGCUUGCUUUGGUUCUGAAGCUGAAGCAAUCCGUGAUCAUUUCUUGGCUAGACUCUGCUUUCAGUAUGAAAAUGUUCGGCUAAAGGUUGCCAUUUUAGAGUUUCUGACAGUGUGUAUUGCACAACAGCCUGGUUUGAUUGAAAUGUUUAUAUAAUGUUUCUCAGAAAAACAAUGAACCAAGUAAAGAAGAAGUUAAGCAGAAAAGCUGCUUAGAAUGUGUUAAAGGCAUCCUGAAAGAGAAAGAAUCCGAAGACCCAUAUCCUCAAGAACUGCUUUGUGCAGCUGUAGAAUUCAUUCAUGCUUUAUGGGCUGGACAUCAAGCUUUAGCUAUGGAAGCUCUGAAGCAAGAUCCUCAAUUUUGGAAUUUGAUCUGUGGUGUCCUAUUUACAGACAAAUAUUUCAUUCAAAGUGCAGGAAUAAAUGCUUAUGUCAUCCGUACUUUAACUCUUGAAGUAUUUUAUAAAGCAGCUACUAGGAAAGGAUUGGAUGAACAUGUAAAAGCUGUUUUUAAUGAUAUACAUUCCAAGAGCUUUUUGCUAGAGUGGUCCAAGCAUGUACAUAGUUCAAGUCCUAAAAGCGAUUUUCAAGUCCAAGUUUUAUCAUCAAUUUCAGAUGAUGUGAAAGACACAUUUGCCCUUCUAACUGCCUGGAGAGAUUUUCUUUUAAUUGUUGCUGUGUACAAACCUCUUCAGCUCUCGUCUGACGCUAAAGAACAAAUCCUUGCCAACAUCUUAGAACAUUUUUCAAAAGAGAUUGCAAAGAAUAAUUCUAGGUCUCUUAUACUGCUAUCUGAAUUAUUCUUAAUGCUAGGAUCACAUUGGAAGAGUGAAUUUGUGAAGCUGGUAAACUCAGAAGAUAACAACUCAAUAUUCAAUAUUUUAAAUGAAGUUGCACAAGAGGUUAAUGUGGUGCAUCCAAGAGAACAGUUAGUUGUUGUUUCCAUCGCUGUAUUUACAUUGAGAAUGCUCUCAAAUUCCAAUAUAAAAUUGUCUAAGAUCAAAGACUGGAUUGUUCCUUGUUGUCAGCUAUUAAAGAAAGCAUCUGUGCUAGUACACCAACCUUUAGAUCCAAAAGCAAUAUCCGGUGUUUUAAAAUUACCAAUUGUUAUUAUAUGCCUUUUAAAUGAAUUGAUACAAGAGAGCACUGGAUCGUUGCCUGUUCUUAAAAGCUGUUCUGUAUUUCCAGUUCUUGUUAGCCUCUUAAUUAAAAGCCUGAAAUUGGAUGAUGGAAUGGAUUUGUCUCAUUCUAUUUUUACCCUUUUUCUCACUAUGGCUUCUGAAAAGCAAGCUGCAGAAACAUUGUGCUGUUCUGGAUUUAUGCCUGAAGUUACGUUAAUGCUUUCUGAAACUAAUUUAACGAACCCUAUUCUGGAAAGAAAAACAAAACUGGUUAGUUCGAAAAAGAAAGUCUCAAAACAGGAUGUAUAUUUUGCUCAUUUGAGAUUUAUCACUGCACUACUACAAACAUUAGGAAAUUAUUUUUUACAAGACUGCUGGAACUUUACAGGAGUGCAUCAAGAAAUUUUGCAUGAAAGUUUAAUUGGUACAAGAUCUAGUCUUUCCUUGGAAAAUAUUCAGCACGCUAUUUUGACUGCUUCCUUUAUUCACCAGCUAUCCUUUCAUCAACAAAUGUGGAAACUAGAACAACCAAAAUCCCUUCAAAUACUCUUGAUGGACAUAUGCAAUUGCAUUUAUAGCACAGUUGCAAUACUCAGUAAACCAGGACUUCUGAAAUAUCUAGUCAUGCACAAGAUGCCGCCAGAUUCUAAGCUUAGUCCCACAAAAAGCAUUGAUGCUGAAAUUGUGCUCAGAAGAGGAUCUUCAGAAAGUGAAAGUGAAUCAUCUGGAGAUGUUUUAGAAGUAGAGCAAAAGUUAUUUGAGCUGUUAUGCAUAACUCUAACAGUAUUAAAGAAAUAUACUCCAGAUAUUGCAGAGACCAUGUCUGGUUUUACUAUAGAUUAUGGUCAGUGGCAACUAUUUCUGACUGUAAAUUUUAGCAUACCUUCAGUGGAUCAAGUAGGGCCUAUUAGUUUUGGGACAAUUUUAGCUUGCGUGAACAUGUGUUUGAAAGUUCUUGCAAAGAAUGAGAAGACACCAUCUCCGAGAAAAAAUACUGAAAGCAGUUCACCUAUCAACAGGUCUCUUUUGAUGUAUAUAUUAGAAGUCAGUUUGACAAUUUUACUUUCACAAUCCAAAGUUGCAUUUUCCCAUCCAGAAUUACCUCUGAGAGAAAAGCAAUUAAUUAAACGAGAACUAUCUGCAGAACUCAACUCUAUGAACAUCACCAUUAAUCGUUUUUUAAGGAGAGGGCCUUUGUCACCAGCAGCUGGUCAGAGCUCUACAAGUCCAGUGUUCUCAAGAUCUCAAUCAACAGAAUUUUCAUUUUUAAAAAUGAUUAGUAAUUUAGUAGAAAAACUUUUUAAAUGACAAUGAAACAUACUUGAAAGCUGUAAUUUUGUAUGAAUUUUUAAAUGUAUAAAAUAUUUUUAACUUAGUACUGACUUUUUUACUUAUUGUAAAUAAAUGAGUUUCCA
Uloborus diversus is the source of this 2924-nucleotide messenger RNA. RefSeq names its product nucleoporin Nup188-like. NCBI's taxonomy places the organism in Eukaryota, Metazoa, Arthropoda, Arachnida, Araneae, Uloboridae. Gene Ontology annotation, biological process: RNA export from nucleus; protein import into nucleus. Gene Ontology annotation, cellular component: nuclear pore inner ring. The coding region runs from base 721 to 2817 and encodes 698 amino acids. The transcript is spliced from 23 exons. The record is from RefSeq and is a predicted model, not a curated record. Gene Ontology annotation, molecular function: structural constituent of nuclear pore.